AUGUCCGGAAGUGCGAGAUCAAUGGACAUUUUGCCGGAUAUUCUGGCACAGACUGUGGAAUCCAAUGUGCGAACCAUGAUGCAAUCUUGUAGCGAUGCAGAGCAGGCAGACAGAAUUAGAGCGGAUGUCUUAAGCAUACAGCAAGCUUUUGACAGUGUCGACCGAAAACUUCCUGGAUUUAUUCAGGAUUUUCUCAGGGGCUUCAUGGAACGCUUUGGACUUGAAACCGUUUUAGACGUCGAAGAAAUGACGUUGCGACUGUCAUCGAUGGAUGUCGAAAUUCCACAUUAUCUCUCGAGUGUUCCUCACUGCCAAGUGCUGGAGAAAAAUGCUGCUGAUUUAAAACAUGUCCUCAGCCGAAUCCCUACCGAGAUUGGUCAUCGAAAUGAAUUUAUUGCACUUAUAAAACAAAUUGCUAAUGCCAUUAAAAAUCUCCUGGAUUGCAUUAAUCUCAUCUUAAAUGCUCUCCCGUCUGGGGUGACCAAGCAAGGUCUCGACGACCACAUGCGUAAAUUCGUCGAUUACUCCCGGAAGUUUAGUAGUGCCCUGAAAAAGUUCUUCCGUGAUCGUGGGUAA
Molecule: messenger RNA, 576 nt
Organism: Dibothriocephalus latus
Lineage: Eukaryota; Metazoa; Platyhelminthes; Cestoda; Diphyllobothriidea; Diphyllobothriidae
Source: the annotation of a GenBank genome assembly